Molecule: messenger RNA, 2346 nt
Organism: Scomber japonicus (chub mackerel)
Lineage: Eukaryota; Metazoa; Chordata; Actinopteri; Scombriformes; Scombridae
Gene: znf704
Product: zinc finger protein 704
Exons: 9
Coding region: 515-2080 (521 amino acids)
Biological process (GO): regulation of transcription by RNA polymerase II
Cellular component (GO): nucleus
Molecular function (GO): DNA-binding transcription factor activity; RNA polymerase II cis-regulatory region sequence-specific DNA binding
Source: RefSeq, a predicted model, not a curated record
GUGAAAUGACACGACGUAUUUGCCUCCAUCCAUCGGCGUCAAAGUCGUUUUUGCACGGAUAAGCAGCCAUUUUGUUAAAUCGUGUACAAAUAUAAUUUCGGUUCACGGGAGAAGCCCUCGCCCCGUGUUUUCCCAUCGUCUCCUUGGCUCACACAGGGAGCAGUGGGGAAAACAAACAGGUCGGACGAAGGAAGAUUGGUAGCCGGUUGGAUGUGGAGGUUGUUUGGCGGCGAAUGAAUUGUGUUCAUGUUGUAUGCUUUAUUUUUGCGCUGUCUUAAAGUUAACUUACAUUAUUUUGGUGCUUUCCAGUACGGUGCAUUAGGACACUGUUUAGAGUUGUUGUCCUUCCGAGCAUGUUGUCGCUUUCUAACAUUUUGUCAGGGCUGUUGGAGCGCGUAGUCUACUCGCUGCGGUUUUGUGUUUUUCUCGACGUUGUUUACCGGCUUUUAUUCGACGUUUAAUGAUUUAAAUUCACCGGUUUGCCGGCUCUGAACCCAGCGAGACACUUUUAGACAUGCAUACGAGGCGUUUUGUGAAGCGGUCGAUCCUCGGCAGUCGUGUUUAUGCGCCGAGUCCGACGGGGGACGGUGCCCCGGUGACAGGAGUGGUCCAGGCUGUCAAGCAGGAAAACAGAGACGUCUCGGCCGCAGGAGCCCGGCGCAGCGUCUACACCGUGCUCAUGCAAGACGGGAGCCUCAAGGAGUUCUCCGAGGAGGAGAUAGCCGCCGGGUUCAACCAUACUGCAGCCAAAGGACCGCUGAAGUCCAGCUUGAAGCAGAGCUCCAGCAAUGGAGCUCCAGAGGGCCAGAAGAUAGAAGGAGGCUCCCUCAGCCCAGAGGCAGUGGAAGAGCAGCGGGUGGUGGAUGGCAAGCGUGCUGGCCGGGACCCCGACACCCGAUCAGUGUCCCUGCUAGAGCAGAAACGGAAGGUGGUCUCUUCCAGCAUUGAUGUUCCACACGCCAGACGGUCAGAAGAGGAAGUAGACAUGGACAAGGUGACGGCUGCCAUGGUACUGACAAGUCUCUCUACCAGCCCACUGGUCAGGAGUCCACCUGUCAAAGUCAGCGAGGGUCUGAGUGGUUCAUGGAAGGACAACGGUUCAGCCGGCCCCUUCACCCCAUCUAGCAACAGCUCCUCAGGAGGCUACUGGAGCUGGUCCGCCCCCAGUGACCAGUCCAACCCUUCCACACCUUCUCCUCCGCUCUCAGCAGACAGCUUCAAGCCCUUCCGUGUGGCCAGCCUGGGUGGCGUGGGGCCAGGUCCUGCAGGGCCUGAAGACCCCAGCCUAGAUGAGCAGGAUGGCAGCAGCCUGCUCUUCGAUGAGCCCAUCCCUCGCAAGCGCAAGAACUCCAUGAAGGUGAUGUUCAAGUGCCUGUGGAAGAACUGCGGCAAGGUGCUGAGUACUGCUGCCGGCAUCCAGAGACACAUCCGCACCAUCCACCUGGGGCGUAACUGUGACUCGGACUGCAGUGACGGCGAGGAGGACUUUUACUACACUGAGAUCAAGCUCAACACAGAUUCAGUGGCUGAUGGGCUGAGCAGCCUGUCCCCCGUGUCGCCCUCCGUCCUCUCUUCCCCUCCUCCCCCUUCUCCUCUCCCUUCUCUCAGCCAGCUGCCGGACUCCCACAGACCCCCGCAGCCCUCUGACACCAAGGAGCCUCACGUUGGCGGCACCACCCCACUUAGCCGCUCUGCGCCCAGCGCGCUCUACCUCAUCCACACGGACCACGCCUACCAGGCCACGGCUCCGGUGUCCAUCCCAUCCAGCAGCAGCAACUCGACUGGCUCCGCCUCCACCAGCUUCACUCCUACCAACAGCUCCAGCUUUAGUAUCUCCUGGCAGUCGCCGCCAGUCACUUUCACUGGGAACAUGGUGUCUCCUAGUAAAAGCCUGGGCUUUGGUGAACAGCGCUCGCAGACCAUAGCCGUCCUCUCGUCCCCACCCAGGGCCACCACCGCCCUCAGUCGGAAGGUACGUGGCGAGGGGAAGAAGUGUCGUAAAGUGUACGGGAUGGAGAACCGCGACAUGUGGUGCACUGCCUGCCGCUGGAAAAAGGCCUGCCAGAGAUUCACCGACUGAGUGUACUCCCGCCAACACUUCAGCCAGCGCGCCACGCCAUCGGGCACUGCUGCCUUUCGCCAGAGAAAAGGGGGGAGGAGCAUCAUUUUGCAUGCAUUCGGUUUUCUUCAGCUCAAAAUUGCAACGACUCCGGCUCCACCCCCUCAGCUCCACUGGCCCAUUCCAGCCGUGGAGGGAACCAAAUGACGGCAGAGUCACCUUUUACAUUGCCGUCCAGGAUUCCCAGUACUGCCUCGCCAUUCCCUUCAUUCCCAGUUUUUGGGAAA